Messenger RNA from Monopterus albus (swamp eel), 812 nucleotides. It is a transcript of the gene ppiab, whose product is annotated as peptidylprolyl isomerase Ab (cyclophilin A). The transcript is spliced from 5 exons. Gene Ontology annotation, biological process: protein peptidyl-prolyl isomerization; protein folding. Lineage: Eukaryota; Metazoa; Chordata; Actinopteri; Synbranchiformes; Synbranchidae. Gene Ontology annotation, cellular component: intracellular membrane-bounded organelle; cytoplasm. Bases 92 to 589 code for a protein of 165 amino acids. The record is from RefSeq and is a predicted model, not a curated record. Gene Ontology annotation, molecular function: cyclosporin A binding; peptidyl-prolyl cis-trans isomerase activity.
GUAAAUAGCUCCAGUGGAUGUGACGCGUUGUCAGGAAUUCAUUCAAGUGCGAUUUUUCAUCAUAACAUCGCAUCGCAGCCAGUUUAAAAACAUGGGGAACCCCAGAGUGUUCUUUGACAUUACUAUUGAUGGCGCCAAGGCUGGCAGGAUUAUAAUGGAGCUCCGGGCUGAUGUGGUCCCAAAGACUGCAGAAAACUUCCGUGCUUUGUGCACCGGAGAGAGAGGUUUUGGCUACAAGGGCUCCACGUUUCACCGGGUCAUCCCUAAGUUCAUGUGCCAGGGGGGGGAUUUCACCAACCACAAUGGAACUGGAGGCAAGUCCAUCUACGGAGAGAAGUUUGACGAUGAGAACUUCCAGCUGAAGCACAUGGGCAUGGGGACGCUGUCCAUGGCUAAUGCUGGGCCCAACACCAACGGGUCCCAGUUCUUCAUCUGCACAGCGUCAACCGACUGGCUGAACGGGAAGCACGUAGUGUUUGGCAAUGUUGUGGAGGGCAUUGAUGUUGUCAAGGCAAUGGAGAAGCAAGGCACAAAGAGUGGCUCUCCGAAAGCCAAGGUCGUCAUUGCCGACUGUGGUGAACUGAAAUAGUGUGACUCCUUCACUUCAGUCAGAGGACCCUUCAUCACCCAGAUAAUCUUUAAAAUGGUGCGUAUCUGCAGUAGAAAAACACCAGAUGAACUCAUGUUCUCCUCCAAUAAUGUUUGUCUACUGUGUUUACUCAUUGUGUAGUAUUUUGUACCUUCUGCCGUUUAAAGACCACAUUUGUUAACAAAAUCUGAUUAACAUGUAAAUAAAGCAACCUGGAAACCAG